AUGUCGGCGAUGGACAUGCUGAUGAAGAUGCGGGCUGUCAGUGCAGCCCGCGGCCUUGCAGCCAUGGCGAACUCACCCCCAGCUCCACCAGCCCCGCCGGCACCGCCGGCCCCGCCGGCUCCUCCUGCUCCUCCCGCGCCUCCCGCACCUUCCGCUCUUCCGUGUCCUUGGCCCCCAUUCCCACACCCCUUCGAACCGGGCUUAGGCGAAGAGGAGUUCCUUGGGCAGUCAGUGCCUAACCCGUCUUCGUCCGAAGAUCCAGAGAGUGGUGGUGCCGCAUCAGCCGAUGAAAGUGUUCCCUAUCCUCUCCCUCGCUUCCCCACUGAUGUGCUGCGCGAUGUCGACCCUGCCGCGGUCACCCGUGAUGCUGCAACCCCCGAUUCCCGCAACAGGGUUAACAAGCACAAGCGCCACACUCGCACAAUGGCGGAGAAGACCUCCUGGCUCACGCGGAUGCGCGAUGAGCACCUCACGGUGCGCGAAACUGCACGGAUGGCCGGCGUGCAACCUGUCAGCAUCCGGCGCUGGAAGAAGGUGGCUGACGCGAUGGCAUCAGCGGCUGGCAGCCGUCUGCGGCUUUCAGGUGGCGGACGGCGUGCUCGCUACCCCGACAUGGAGCUAUCUGUUUACAGGCAAUUCCUCUCCCACAGGUUGCGGGGACUGGCGGUCCCGAUUAAGCUGCUGCAGACGUGGAGCCGGAUUGCGAUGAAGAACCGGCACCCUGAGGUCAACUGGCGCGCCUCUCCGCGAUGGAUCUUCAGGUUUCGCAAGCGGUGGGGACUGACCGUGAGGGUGAAGACCAAGAUCGGUCAGCGGCUGACGAAAGGUGUGUUCAUUGUGUAA
This is a messenger RNA of Closterium sp. Yama58-4, 843 nucleotides long. NCBI's taxonomy places the organism in Eukaryota, Viridiplantae, Streptophyta, Zygnematophyceae, Desmidiales, Closteriaceae. The record is from the annotation of a GenBank genome assembly.